Messenger RNA from Closterium sp. NIES-65, 3744 nucleotides. The record is from the annotation of a GenBank genome assembly. Lineage: Eukaryota; Viridiplantae; Streptophyta; Zygnematophyceae; Desmidiales; Closteriaceae.
AUGCGUCAACUCCCCUAUAAAAGCGUCAGCUCUCCUAUAAAGCAUCAACUCCCCAUUCUCCCGCUUACCAUCACCCCGCCCCAUUCUCCCGCUUUCCAUCACCCCGCCCCAUUCUCCCUCUUUCCAUCACCCCGCCCCAUUCUCCCUCUUUCCAUCACCCCACCCUAUUCUCCCUCUUUCCAUCACCCCGCCCCACUCUCCCGCUUUCCAUCACCCCACCCCUUUCUCCCGCGUUCCAUCACCCCGCCCCAUUCUCCCGCUUUCCGUCACCCCGCCCCAUUCUCCCGCUUUCCACCACCCUGCCCCAUUCUCCCGCUUUCCAUCACCCUGCCCCAUUCUCCCGCUUUCCAUCACCCCGCCCCAUUCUCCCGCUUUCCAUCACCCCGCCCCAUUCUCGCGCUUUCCAUCACCCCGCCCCAUUCUCAAGCUUUCCAUCACCCCGCCCCAUUCUCCCGCUUUCCAUCACCCCGCCCCAUUCUCCCGCUUUCCAUCACCCCACCCCAUUCUCCCUCCUUCCAUCACCCCGCCCCAUUCUCCCUCCUUCCAUCACCCCGCCCCAUUCUCUCGCUUUCCAUCACCCCGCCCCAUUCUCCCUCCUUCCAUCACCCCGCCCCAUUCUCCCUCCUUCCAUCACCCCGCCCCAUUCUCCCUCCUUCCAUCACCCCGCCCCAUUCUCCCGCUUUCCAUCACCCCGCCCCAUUUUUUCCGCUUCCCAUAACCCCACCCCAUUCUCCCGCUUUCCAUCACCCCGUCAAAUUCUCCCGCUUUCUAUCACCCCGCCCCAUUCUCCCUCCUUCCAUCACCCCGCCCCAUUCUCCCGCUUUCAAUCACCCCGCCCCAUUCUCCCGAUUUCCAUCACCCCGCCCCAUUCUCUCGCUUUCCAUCACCCCGCCCCAUUCUCCCGCUUUCCAUCACCCUGCCCCAUUCUCCCGCUUUCCAUCAUCCCGCCCCAUUCUCCCUCCUUCCAUCACCCCGCCCUAUUCUUCCGCUUUCCAUCACCCCUCCCCAUUCUCCCUCCUUCCAUCACCCCGCCCCAUUCUUCCGCUUUCCAUCACCCGCCCCAUUCUCCCGCUUUCUAUCACCUCGCCCCAUUCUCCCGCUUUCCAUCACCCCACCCCAUUCUUUUGCUUUCCAUCACCCCGCCCCAUUCUCCCGCUUUCCAUCACCCUGCCCCAUUCACCCCCUUUCCAUCACCCGCCCCAUUCUCCCGCUUUCCAUCACCCCGCCCCAUUCUCCCGCUUUCCAUCACCCCGCUCCAUUCUCCCGCCUUCCAUCACCCCGCCCCAUUCUCCCGCUUUCCAUCACCCCGCCCCAUUCUCCCGCUUUCCAUCACUCCGCCCCAUUCUCCCGCUUUCCAUCACCCCGACCCAUUCUCCCACUUUCCAUCACCCCGCCCCUUUCUCCCUCCUUCCAUCACCCCGCCUCAUUCUCCCUCCUUCCAUCACCCCGCCCCAUUCUCCCGCUUUCCAUCACCCUGCCCCAUUCUCCCGCUUCUCAUCACCCAGCCCCAUUCUCCCGCUUUCCAUCACCCCGCUCCAUUCUCCCGCCUUCCAUCACCCUGCCCCAUUCUCCCGCUUUCCAUCACCCCGCCCCAUUCUCCCGCUUUCCAUCACUCCGCCCCAUUCUCCCGCUUUCCAUCACCCCGACCCAUUCUCCCACUUUCCAUCACCCCGCCCCUUUCUCCCUCCUUCCAUCACCCCGCCUCAUUCUUCCUCCUUCCAUCACCCCGCCCCAUUCUCCCGCUUUCCAUCACCCUGCCCCAUUCUCCCGCUUUUCAUCACCCAGCCCCAUUCUCCCGCUUUCCAUCACCCCACCCCAUUUUCCCGCUUUCCAUCACCCCGCCCCAUUCUCCCGCUUUCCAUCACCCUGCCCCAAUCUCCCGCUUUCCAUCACCCCGCCCCAUUCUCCCUCCUUCCAUCACCCCGCCCCAUUCUCCCGCUUUCCAUCACCCCGCCCCAUUCUCCCGCUUUCCAUCACCCAGCCCCAUUCUCCCGCUUUCCAUCAACCCGCCCCAUUCUCCCGCUUUCCAUCACCCCACCCCAUUCUCCCUCCUUCCAUCACCCCGACCCAUUCUCCCUCCUUCCAUCACCCCGCCCCAUUCUCCCGCUUUCCAUCACCCCGACCCAUUCUCCCUCCUUCCAUCACCCCGCCCCAUUCUCCCGCUUUCCAUCACCCCGCCCCAUUUUCCCCCUUCCCAUAACCCCACCCCAUUCUCCCGCUUUCCAUCACCCCGCCAAAUUCUCCCGCUUUCUAUCACCCCGCCCCAUUCUCCCUCCUUCCAUCACCCCGCCCCAUUCUCCCGCUUUCAAUCACCCCGCCCCAUUCUCCCGAUUUCCAUCACCCCGCCCCAUUCUCUCGCUUUCCAUCACCCCGCCCCAUUCUCCCGCUUUCCAUCACCCCGCCCCAUUCUCCCGCUUUCCAUCAUCCCGCCCCAUUCUCCCUCCUUCCAUCACCCCGCCCUAUUCUUCCGCUUCCCAUCAUCCCGCCCCAUUCCCCCGCUUUCCAUCACAACUCCCCGUUCUCCCUCCUUCCAUCACCCCGCCCCAUUCUCUCGCUUUCCAUCACCCCGCCCCAUUCUCCCGCUGUCCAUCACCCCGCCCCAUUCUCCCGCUUUCCAUCACUCCGCCCCAUUAUCCCUUCUUCCAUCACCCCGCCCCAUUCUCCCUCCUUCAAUCACCCCGCCCCAUUCUCCCGCUUUCCAUCACCCCGCCUCAUUCUCCCGCUUCCCAUAACCCCACCCCAUUCUCCCGCUUUCCAUCACCCCGCCACAUUCUCCCACUUUCCAUCAGCCCGCCCCCUUCUCUCUCCUUCCAUCACCCCGCCCCAUUCUCCCUCCUUCCAUCACCCUGCCCCAUUCUCCCGCUUUCCAUCAGCCCGCCCCAUUCUCCCGCUUUCCAUCACCCCUCCCCUUUCUCCCGCUUUCCAUCUCCCUGCCCCAUUCUCCCGCUUUCCAUCACCCCGCCCCAUUCUCCCGCUUUCCAUCACCCCGCCCCAUUCUUCCGCUUCCCAUCAUCCCGCCCCAUUCCCCCGCUUUCCAUCACCCCUCCCCUUUCUCCCGCUUUCCAUCUCCCUGCCCCAUUCUCCCGCUUUCCAUCACCCUGCCCCAUUCUCCCGCUUUCCAUCACCCCGCCCCAUUCUUCCGCUUCCCAUCAUCCCGCCCCAUUCCCCCGCUUUCCAUCACCCCUCCCCAUUCUCCCUCCUUCCAUCACCCCGCUCCAUUCUCUCGCUUUCCAUCACUGCGCCCCAUUCUCCCGCUUUCCAUCACCCCGACCCAUUCUCCCGCUUUCCAUCACCCCGCCCCAUUUUCCCUCCUUCCAUCACCCCGCCCCAUUCUCCCGCUUUCCAUCACCCCGCCCCAUUCUCCCUCCUUCCAUCACACCGCCCCAUUCUCCCUCAUUCCAUCACCCUGCCCCAUUCUCCCGCUUUCCAUCACCCCGCCCCAUUCUCCCGCUUCCCAUAACCCCACCCCAUUCUCCCGUUUUCCAUCACCCCGCCACAUUUUCCCACUUUCCAUCACCCCGCCCCUGGCAGAAUUCUCUCCAAACGAUUUCUCAAGUUUCCAACGUUCAUAAGGCCUCAAUAUGGUUGGUACGAACUCCGGAGGUGCUAGUGGCGAGAUGGAUAGAAAUAGAGAGGCUGGAGAACUGGGGGGAGUUGCUGGUGGAGGAGUGGGGACUCACCAACCAGCCAACCCUACGCUACCUACUUCUUCUACACCAUCUCCUAAUACCGUGGAUCCUGUGA